GAUAUCUCGUUCACUAACUCCUGUGGGAGAAACCGUCCACAUGGCAGAUCCACCUCUCCACAACUCCUGGCCCUCAUUCUCAUGGAUGAAAAGAUGGUCCUUCAAAAGAGCCUCAGAUUGCAAACCAUGCUCUCAAUUUGGAGCCCCGGGCUCAGCACCCAGCUCCUCUUCGUCCUUGUCCCCGACCUCCAUCCCAGAAGACGUCUUCUUUAGCAGUUCACCUGAGGACAAGAGAAAUUUCUUGACUGAGAGCAACGAGUGCAGCAGUGAAGAGGACCUUUUAGACCUCUGCUCUUCUCUGAGAGAUUCAGAAUAUUUUAGAGACCUGCAACUCGGAUCCAUUGAACCACUAGACACACGACUUCCAGUUUUAACUGCACCUGUUUCUGCCCCUUUGGUACCUCCUGCAUCCACACCAGAGAGUAGAUCUAGGCAGAAUUCCACAGAGUUCAACACCCAUCAACUUUUCCAGACGGACGACACUGUGAUUUCCACUGGAGGGGAAGCCAUGGAUCGCUUGGUUGCUAUCAGAAAUUCAGAACAGAAGGAAUUCCAGGAUUAUCCGGAAUCCGAUCAAGAUGAGGACUCAGACUCCGAUAACUUUCCUACAUUGGUUAGAUCCAUGUCCACGUCACGUAGACACAGCUGGGAAGUGCCAGUGUCGCCGAUUGACCUGGGAAGAAGGUUCAGUCUAGACACUAAUGGCAUUGACAGUGAUGGGGAAAGAGAGGUCCACUGUUUGGGCGAAAGUCCCCAACUACCAUCUUCCUCCUUCUCCGAAAGCUCAGUGGAAGAAACCACCAGCGCUGUUGAAAGUGAAAGUCCCCAAACACCAAAGCCAACCGCACCAGCAAAGACAGUAUAUUCCAGAUCUGAGAUUCUCGCGACUGAUGAAAAAUCUCAAGCUGACAGAGUCUCCCGCAUACUGGAGACUUCUAAGCAGGCUGCCAGAGAGGCUGGAGAAGAGCAGGAGUCGGAAGAGGGGCUGCAGUCAGUGGAAGGACGGAGUCAUGUGCUGAUGGUACAGAAAGUUCUGCAGGAGCUUAAGCAGUAUCAUGGAGCUAAAGGCAGAACUUCAAGCACAGAACGAAAGGAGGUGGCAGGGAACUUCACGUGGUACGAGUUUCUCACCAAUGAAAAUGAUGAGGAAGAGGAGGAAAGACCAGAGCGUCCGGAAAAAGGCACCAAAGUCAAGCGGACUCUGAGCUCACUGAGGAACCGCAUGACCGGAUCCUUCAACAAAGACAAAGGUAAGACCCGAGACAAAGAGCAGCAGAAAGAGAAAAGCAGAGAGAGAGAGAAGGACAAAGAGAAAGAGUCGCGCGAGCGUGAGAAAGUGCGGCGGCGCAGCGUGAGCGGCCACCAGCUCGUGCCUGGCUCGUUCUCCACCUGGGCGACAUGUUCACUGUGCAGCAAGACCCUGCAGAGGAAGCAUGGCCUGCAGUGUUUGAACUGCGCCGUCAACGUCCACAAGAGCUGCAAGAACCUGCUGCCUGAGUGUAGCAGCAAAAACAAGUCAAAAGACUCGGCGCAUAAGACAUUAAACGCUGCAGCUCAGUCGCAUAGUCAAGCUCUGAGGGACUCCUUCUCUGUCCAGACCCCCGUCGAUGGCUCGUCCCAGACCUCUCGCUGUGCUUCAGGUAUGACUGUUCCACCCAAAGGACACAACACCCAACCUGCCGCCUCCAGCAACCCUACGGGCAACCGCAACAACAGCAUCGGAACGGUUGGGCGACCCACUUUCUCUGGCAGCUCUAUCACAGGAGAGAUGGAUGAGGUUGACGCAUUCAGGAUGAAGCGCCCCACUGACGACACCGUAUCUCUCGCCUCCACCACGCCCGAGUCUCUAAUCGUUGAAGAUGCAUAUUACGCCACAGUACGAGUGGAACUGGAAGCCAUCGCACAUGACUUCGAGGUGGAGUCCUGGAAUCUGGCUGUGGAUCAGCACUUCUUGAAGAAACAUUCAAAGGAAAUGAUCAAAAGACAGGAUGUUAUAUACGAGCUCAUCCAGACGGAGAUACACCACUUGCGGACGCUCAAGAUCAUGCUCCGCGUUUACGCUCGAGACCUGCGGGAGGCGCUACAGUUGGACGACAGGAAGCUGGACUGUCUGUUUCCCCGGCUGGACAGCCUGCUGGAGCUGCACAGCCACUUCCUGUCCCGCCUCCGGGAGCGUCGCACAGAAUCCCUGCAGCCGGGCAGCGAUCGCAACUAUGCCAUCCAAAAAAUCUCAGAUAUCCUUAUAUCCCAGUUUUCCGGAGAGCUUGGAGAGCGAAUGAAGGAAAGUUAUGGGGAAUUCUGCAGUCGGCACACUGAAGCGGUCAACUACUACAAAGAGCAGCUGCAGAGCAACAAGAAGUUCCAGAACCUCACGAGAAAAAUCAGCAAUCUGUCAAUAGUGCGGCGGUUAGGCGUUCCAGAGUGUAUCUUGCUGGUGACGCAGCGAAUCACCAAGUAUCCUGUUCUUCUGGAGCGCAUCCUGCACAACACAGAAGCCGGGACAGAGGAACAUGAAGGAUUAGCGCAGGCUCUCAAUCUAAUCAAAGACGUCAUCGUUCAGGUGGACGCCCAGGUCAAUCUCUACGAGAAGGAAGCGCGGCUCAGGGAGAUCGCCUCCAAGGUGGAGCCCAAGUCCCUGGGGAAAAUCAAAGAUGGACGUGUUUUCCGGAAGGAGGACCUUUCUCAGGGGCGCCGCAAGCUCUUGUAUGAGGGCAUGGUCAACUGGAAAGCCGCAUCUGGUCGACUCAAAGAUAUUCUAGCUCUCCUUCUUACUGAUGCUCUCGUCUUGUUGCAAGAAAAGGACCAGAGAUAUGUGUUCUCCACUGUGGACAACAAGCCAUCCGUUAUUUCACUGCAGAAGUUGAUUGUCCGUGAGGUGGCGCACGAGGAACGGGCCAUGUUCCUCAUCUGUGCCUCUUCAAAUGAACCUGAGAUGUAUGAAAUCCACACGGCCUCAAAAGAAGACCGCAACACGUGGAUCACCCACAUCCGUCAGGCCGUGGAGAGCUGUCCACAUAUAGAAGAGAGAUUGUUUAGCGAGGAAGAGGAAGCCAGAGUUGCCCGGUUUCGAGAGUUUCAAGAUCGCCUGACGUUGAAGGACGCUCAGAUUGUCCAGAGCCUCACAGAAAAGCUGCAGUUGUUUGCAGAUCUGGCUGAAUCUGUGUCCGGUUUAGAGGACGCCAGAUCUCUCUCCCGUCUGCUGCUGCGGGGCGACGCCUCGGACCUCCAGCAGGGGGAGCAGCUGCUCAAAGGAGCAAUUACUGAAGUGGAGAACCUGCAGAACCUCCUUGCAUGUGGAGCUCGGGAAGCAUCUCCACAGACUGAGGGGGUCCAGAGUCCGUCCUUGAGUUUGCUGCCACGCAGAGCGGACACUUUCGGCGGCUAUGACAGCAUUCCUAGCAUACUGCCUAAGAACGGCAAUAUUAAGAAGAAGGUCGCUGGAGCGGCCAGCAGGUCCAGGGACAGGAGUCAACGGGCCAGCUCUGAUCCGCAGCUCAAAGAGGUGUAUGCAUGCCAGGACCAGGAUGAGCUGGACGAAGCCUCUUCACCUCGCUUGCACAAAAUGUGGUCCACCUGUAAAUUUCCAGAGUCCGAGUUCUAUGAGCGAGUCCUGCUGCUGUCCCAGAGGCUGUACAGUUUACAGGCCAUAAUCUCUCAGCAGGACAGUCACAUCGAGCUCCAGAGGGCCUCUCUCCUCACCGCCGAGCGGGACCGUCCCGGCAGCCGGAACCGUGGCACAGACGUGCUUCUGGAGCAGGAGAAGCAGCGCAACCUGGAGAAGCACCGUGAGGAGCUUGCCAACUUCCAGCGGCUGCAGAGCCAGCAUCGGCAGGAGCAGGCGCGCUGGGAACGGGAGCGGGAGAAGCAGCGGCGGCAGGCGGAGGCGGCCGAGCAGCGACUGAAGGAGUGGGAGGAGGAGUGUCGGCGACUGGAGCUGCGUUUGGCCGAGGAGAGGCAGGAACUCGAGAGGCAAAGGCAGACGUAUCAGCAAGAUCUGGAGAGGCUGAGAGAGUCCACGCGUGCCGUUGAAAAAGAGAAGGAGCGAUUGGAGCAACAGAGGAAGUUUAAGAAGCACCACACAGUGCCAAAUACGGCAGCGCUGUAUGCACAGGAAGUUGGACAGCUUUCCAGUUCCUCCAGCUUCAAUGGUGAGCUGCUGCUCGGCGGAGCAGGAGACCAGACGCUUCCUCAAAAGUCGCACCUGAGGGCCUCUCUCUCCGUGUCCCCCGCCGACUACCUGGAGCGCCCCGAAGUCCACUCGCGCCGCGAGAGCUCCUGCGGCACCCUACCGGCCAAGACAGAGGUUCCCAUCCAUCUCAUCAGCACCACAAACCAGCUGCACAAGCAGGGCAGCGUCCAGCAGCAGAUACCGACCAAACUCGCUGCCCUCAGCAAGGGCAAGGAGAAGAGCGGGAAGGGCAAGAGUUCGCACCGCACCGAUAGUUUGGCUUCUGUUGACAUGAAGCAGAUGCUGCCCAUCAAGCUGUCAUCGAGGGAUUCGGAUGGAGGUCACAAAGCACGCCGGCCCAUCAGCCCCCACCAACCUCAACAUUCGCACUCAGAUUCCCUCAGCCCUCCAGACACGCAUACGGACGCCCAGUCUAGCCUCGCGCCCGCCGUUCUCAAAACCCACAACCAGACCUCCCAGCCCACCCUCACGUACACUGUUAGCGACGAAGCCGCCAAGGAGGACGUAAUCUUUUUCUGAAGCAUCCGAUGGGAUGCAAAGACAUUGUGUUAACGUUUCGGAUGAUAUUUUACUUAAGGAACACGCUUUAAUCCUCCUAGUCUUAACAACUAACAAGUUUUAUUGAAGCCUGUAAAUUACGACAAAGAAAAAUGUGUUUUAGUUUAUACGAAAAAAGGCUGAGUGUUUGUCCAGAAAACCCAAAGACUUUGACGGACAGCUUCAGGUGAAGGACAUUUCUGUAGCACGAGCUCCGAACGGGCGAUAUAAAGGACGAAUGGAUGUUUUUAGGUUGCUUAUUGUUAUGGUGAGCAAUUUUGCACAGCAACAAUGUCCCAUUUCAUUUCAAACACAGUAUUUGGGACGACUGUUUUCUGUUGGAUUUGUUGAGUUUCAUUUUUGGGUCACUCUGGAACAUUAUUGCUUAUGGAAAAUGGCAUACGUUGACAUUGUUAAAUUGAAGUCAGUUUUGACUGCACACUGUGCAAGCUUUGUUGGAUUUCAGCUUGGAUUAUUUGAUUUCACAAAAGCCAACUCCAUUUCAGUGGUCAUUUUAUUCAUGUGGUACAUGUUUUUAGAGAUUACUUCCAAAUGUUCACAAAAAAAAAAAAAAAUUAAGCAGCGGACAUGAAGAGAAUCCAAGAUUUUAUUAACCAUUAUUCUGUUUUUAAUUUAUAUGUUAGUAGAUCUUCCAAAUGGAGAGAGCGGUUGAUCUGAGUAUUUUGAGAUUACUCAAAUAGAAAUCAGAUGAAGGAUACAAAUGUUUUAAAUGAUAAAUGAACCAUGUUUUCACCUUUCCAAAUGAUCAAAAAGUCAAUUUAAGACAUGACUUGGCUAAAAUACGAACGACUGAAUCUCAUGAAAAUUAUUAAGGUCCAGGUUGUUAAUUACUCUAAAUCCCCCCUCCCUCAAAAAAAAUUAGGAAAUGAGUAAAACAAAAAUUUUUGCUUUACUAUUUUUGCAAAAAUUAUGUUGACAUUUUAAUGUCAUUUUCUCCUAAAGUUUUCAAUGCCAUGCUGCAAAGAAAAAUUGUUUCAAAAUUAUUUAAAUUGUUUAAAAUGGUAGUGUUUUUGCUUUAGUGUUUUUGUUUUUAAUUUAUUUUUAAUAAAAUGAACAAAAAAUAGCUGCGACUGAACAAUUUGUUACUGUAUCACAGUAAUAAGAAUUAGGUUUGUUUGUUUUUUUGCAUUACGAUAUUGAGAACUUUCAAAAUUUAAAUGAUCCUAAAAUAGCUUUUACUGUCUUUUUUAAAGAAAAAAAAAAUUUAAUUUUUAUUUGGGGGGGUAAAAUACGACAUUAAUGUUCACAGUUCCGUUUAAGUUUAGUGCCAAAUAUAUUUAAUUAUUGUGGUAGAUGUAUACACAGUUUUCAUUUUUUGUUUGUUUUUAACAAACUUGACUUCCCAUCCUAGUUAUUUCCACAUUCAAGAAGGAAAGCUUCAUUUUAAUCUUGUUUCCUUUAAACACAUUUCACAUUUUUGCAUUUCCUCCUUUCUUAUGACCCACAUUCAUUUCAUUCCAUGUCUAAAUUAAGUCUCUAAAGUUCUCAAGCUGAACACACAAACAGCAUUUGUGAUGUAAUACUUUGGAUUUCAGAGUAAUGCCACCAAAGACUAGGAUUUAAACCACUCCGUUUCUAAAUCUAACCUAUGAGCUGUGAAUAUAAUGCAUCUCUGAUGUCAGUUUCCUGUGACCAUGUGACUUAUAUGUAUAUGUUGUACAUAGUUUCCUUUUAACAUAGACAAGAUGUAGAUAUUAUGCAAGGAUGUCAUAUGACCACUGAAAUUACAGAUGGAUCAUUUGGGUAUAGUUUUGUUUGUUUCAUUUGUUUCAACCAUGAAUCUGUCAUUGAGUGUUUUUAUUUCAGUUCAAAAACAACCCAUAAUGCAUUGCUUUUGGAUAACAUUUCACCUAUUCCACUUGAUGGAACAAGUAUUUUUGAUGUUAUGUUUAUAAAAACGGCUUGAUUUGAUAUUCAUCCUACAUUUUGACUUCCUAGGUCCAAUGCUUUUCCGUGGUGCAAGUGAAGGGAUAUUUUCACACUGUAGCAGAUCGGCUUUGACUCUCAAUGACGUGUAAAUAUACGUCACAUGAUGUUGAUGACCUAAUAAUGAAGUUAGUGACUAAAUGCUGUUUGUCUCACUCCUUUAGCUGCAGCGCACUUUAUCUCAGAAUGAAUUGUUUUCUUUGAUUUGUUCAACCGUGAGCUUAAAAAAAACAUCAUGUCGCUUUAAAUUGUCACUUGAUCCGGCCGGCAUUCAUUGUGACUGAAGCUUCUUGGUGUCUGUGAUUGUAUGUCAUAAUUGUAGACGUUACGUGAAGAGGAUUUCUUGUCAAAUAUUGUUGUCAAAUUGUGUCUAAAAACUAUGAUUUUUCUGUUUCCAGUUACACUAGCCACUUUUCAAUACCAGCAAACUUUAAGGGGGACCCUAAGUGUUAAUAUUUCUGAUGUUUUGUGUCUUAAGAUUUUAGCACGCAAGGCCAGUUUUUUUCUACCACAGCAUUGUACUCACUCUACUGAAGAAAAAUAGAAAAACUUGUGAACACUUAAAACUGCUGCCUUUAGAGACAUUUUAGUAAUAAAAUAUGUGGGAAAAAAUCUGACUCUUGAGUCUUUA
Onychostoma macrolepis is the source of this 7304-nucleotide messenger RNA. RefSeq names its product rho guanine nucleotide exchange factor 18-like. The coding region runs from base 41 to 4708 and encodes 1555 amino acids. The record is from RefSeq and is a predicted model, not a curated record. Gene Ontology annotation, molecular function: guanyl-nucleotide exchange factor activity. Lineage: Eukaryota; Metazoa; Chordata; Actinopteri; Cypriniformes; Cyprinidae. Gene Ontology annotation, biological process: small GTPase-mediated signal transduction. The transcript is spliced from 31 exons.